AUGUGUCUUGGCAUUUCAAUCAUGUACCCAUUCGAUGGCAUUGUUGGGCUUGGCAUGCCUGCACUCUCGCGGAGCAAGGACUACAACUUCCUGGGCAAUAUUGCAGAGGCGCGGCAGCUACAGAAAGAUCGCUUUGCGGUGUGGUUGUCGAAGCAGGUCGAUCAGGAGGAUGCAGAGAUUUCCUUUGGCGAGAUUCCCAUGAACCGCCUGAGCUCUGACAUCGUGUGGUUUCCACUCUCCUCCACGGUGUCAGGUCUGUGGCAGGUCUCCUUGAAGGAUCUCACGGUGAAUUUGGUUCGCCAAGGGCUUUGCAAGAAGCAGGCUUGCCAUGUCGCCUUCGAUACCGGUACUGGUGUCAUUGCUGGCCCCAAGCACAUCAUUGACGUCCUCAAGCAGGAGCUUAAUGUGGCCACUGACUGCAGCAACUGGGACGAGCUGCCAGCCUUAGGCGUUGAGCUGGGGGAUCGUGUCUUCAACAUCGAAAAGUAUGAGUAUGUGCAGAAGAGCAGUGAGGGCUGCUUCGUGCAGCUGGUGGCCCUUGACACGGAACUUCCCACCAUAUAUCUUGGGACUCCUUUCUUGGAGCGUUAUGUGACCAUCUACGAUCGUGUCUUCCUGCGAAUGGGUUUGGCCUUUGCUCUCCAUAAAGCUGAACCAACGGGAGAGAGCACACAGGAUGCCGCCCAGCGGCUCAUGGGAAGACAAGCCCUUGGAAAGCUGGAGUAG
Messenger RNA from Durusdinium trenchii, 726 nucleotides. The record is from the annotation of a GenBank genome assembly. Lineage: Eukaryota; Dinophyceae; Suessiales; Symbiodiniaceae.